This is a messenger RNA of Hymenoscyphus albidus, 2427 nucleotides long. Lineage: Eukaryota; Fungi; Ascomycota; Leotiomycetes; Helotiales; Helotiaceae. The record is from the annotation of a GenBank genome assembly.
AUGGACAAAAUGCACGGAGCAGGCCCCCCAGAAAGUCAAGUCAAUGUUGGGCGCAAGUACAAGUCGAGAAAGGAAAGACCGUGAGUUUCCGUGGGGUAAGUUCCAUUAACAUGCCACUAACACGAUUGUUAGUUGUGAUGCAUGCCGCAAACGGAAAAUAUGUUGUACAAGAGAUGCCUACGAAAACGCAUGCUCGCUAUGCAAAACUAGAGGGGAAAGCUGCACAUAUGUUCUCCCGCCCAAUGUACGUCGAAAUCGGCAAGUCUCGACGGCGCGUCAGUCUGCAUCCACCUCCGCGUCUGGCUCGAGACCGGGAACUUCAGGAGGCAACAGAGCAGCCUCUUCACCCCGAGCUUUUCCUUCACAGGCGAACCGUCAAAAGAUUCUACCGAGUUCAGUUCCGGAAAGUAAACCAGAAUGGAUCUGUCAGGUUGUUGGAAUGAGCGGGGACCAGGACCCAUAUGUGUUGAGGCAUUGUUCAUUCAAUCAUUUAAAUUGUUACAAAGCGCACAAUUGGGCAAUUCUGAGGGUCAAAGGCGACAGUGAAUUACCGUUGCAUUUCACCGUAAGUAUUUUUCUCGCGCAUUGUUUCAGUGGGUCGAUACUAAUUGCAAAAACGACAGGUUGUACCUGAUACUCAAUUAGACGCAAGACCGAACUAUUACCCUAUUACAGAUACAGAGGCAAUCGUUGCACCAUAUGGGAACGAUUUACUAAGAACCUAUUUUGAAGUUGUACACGUUUCCUAUCCACUUCUUGACCCGUCGAGAUUCGAGAAACCACUGCCAAACGGCGAUCCGCUAAUGGCGGUAAUGUACAACCUCGCCAACCCAUUUUGCCAAGCCUCGCCUCCCUUUUUCGAACCGCCUCUAAAUGAUUUUAUUCAGCAAGCGUCAGUCUCGUCACCACAAAAACAAAAACAAUUAUUAACACUACUCAGAUUACCUAUCGAACAACGACAUCCCCGAUUAGAAACCCUUGAAGCAUCGCUUCUGCAUCUGCAUCGUACACCUGCGAUACAGCAAUCUCCUGUCCUGCCUGCCUGGUAUCCGGAUGUUGGCGCUCUUGUUGGUUUAACAAACGAUCUCGGGUUAAAUAUCUCCCCACUUAGUUGGAGUCUAUCGCAGGCAGAUUGUAAUCGUCGAAUACGAAUAUGGUGGGGUGUGUACAUCACAGACAAAUGGACAGCAUUAGGUGCUGGUCGCCCGUCUUAUCUUAACGAUGAGAAUAGCAACGUUCCUUUGCCAACAAUUUCGAAUUUCUCACAUACCGGACUCAAAGGCGAAAACAUAGGUAUAGGACCAGCUCUCCAAUUUAUAACCAUGGCACACCUCACGACGAUUUUAAGCGACAUACUUUCAACAUUUUACACUCUCAAAUCGCAUGACAUCCUAAGGGCUUUACCGGUAUCGACAAUAUUUUCUCUUUUGGACACGUUUCAAUCAAGACUCCAUACGUUUCACGAAACACAUUUGAUUCCAUUGUAUAACAUUGGAUCACCACAAUCUAGCUCAGGGAUGGGACAAGUGGUUUUAGAUUCCACGGGCACUACAGUAUUAUCAUUUUACACGGUUCAAGCAGUGCUUUACCGAGCUGUUCUCAGGGUCCUGGAUAUCAAUAACCCAAGUUAUCAGGGUGUGAGGGAUCAAGCAAAGACGGUUCUCGUCAGCGUGGUUUCGUUUGUUGAGAAAUUGGGACUCGGCAGGCUAAGAGCUUUCUGGUGGUGUCGUAAGUUUCCUCUUUUAUUUACGUUCUCGAUCUACGUAACUAAACUAACGCCCCAAAAAGCACAAUCACGCGUCUCCUUCUCCCUGCUAGGAUCUUUCAUGUUUCAACAACUACUAACCUCCAUCUCCCCCUCCGACAUUGAAUUCUGGUCCCACACCAUCGCGCAUUACCGCUCUAUCCUCCGGUUGCAAAGUCAGACGUGGGAAGUUGCUAAAUUGGCGUGUAUUCGAAUGGAUCUUUUGGCUACGGGUAUGGGUAUGGGCAUGGGUAAUGUGGAGGAAGUUAAUGGGAACGGUGUUAAUGGGCAGCAACUUGGGGGCAUGGGUACGGAUAAAUUUGGGAAUUUCAACAUGAAUGUGAAUGGUGGAAUCAUGCCGGGGAGUGCAGAGGAAUGGAUUCAGAGACAAGGGCAUGAGGGUAUGUUACUUUGCUGAAGGAUGUUUGAUUUUUGUGGGUUUUGGGAUCUGGGUUUGGUGGGCACGGGUACGGGGAUGGUGAAGGGAUGGGAUGGGGUUGGACAUUGGGAGGCACUCUGGGCAAUUGCAUGCGGGUGAUGGAGUAAUGGUAAUUUGGCUAUGCGAUACCGAAUCUCUUUUUUGGAUACUUGGGAUGAGGUACUAUCAGGGAUUCAUUGGGCGGCGUCGAAUUGUGGUUUAUAGAAGUCUUAUGUAGGAUUUAGUAUAGGAAUUACCAAUUUAA